AUGGCGGUUGCAUUUGCCGCCCCUGAGCCCGAACCUGAACCAGCAAAGGGUAAAUUCCGUGCCGCCCAAGUAAUUAAUGAUGAUGCCAAUGUUGAGCUGGUUGACAACGUCGACAAUGGAGAACAAUCCGACAGUGUUGAUGGUGGCAACAAGAAAGGUGAUGGCAGCAGUGGUCGUUUGUUCAUGAAGAAGUUCAUGUUGUUCAAGAACAUGUUUGGUCAGAAACAACCCGUGAUUCCCAUUAUCAUCACCGGAGGCGGUAAUGCUCCAGCCACAACCACCACUGCCACUGGUACAACUCCACCAACCACAACCAUCACCUCCACUGGUACCGUUCCCACUGCUACUGGUACCAUCUCUGUGUCUCCCACCACAACUGGAACUGGUGGCGGUACCGGUGGUACUGGAGGUACCGGCGGUACUGCUGGUGGUGCCGCUGCUGGUGGUGCUAAGAGAAAACGCCCAGUCCAACGUAUCCAAUUGAUUGGCCGCGGAUCCUAUGAGAACCAAGAUGAUGCUAAAGAAGAAGAAGAAGCUUCUGUUGUCGACAAUCAGGCUUUGGCUGCUGCCUUGGGUGCCGGUGCCGAGGAAUACAUUGUUACCGAUCAAGAAAUUAGCGGUACAUCUGAGGGUUACAAUGAUAACGGUUCUGCUCGUGUCAACUUGAGACGUCGUGGCUCCAAGAAUGGUCGUGUGGUUAGUGUUCGUAUUCCACCCAAAUAUCGUGGCUACUUCAAGAAUGGCCAACGUGUUAUCCUGAACAAUGCCAAUCGUCCCAACAAACGUCGUGUGAUUAAGAAGCGUGUCAUCAGAAAACGCAACAAGAAGAACAAGAUUGUCAAACGUCGUCGUGUUGUCGCUUAA
Messenger RNA from Musca vetustissima, 864 nucleotides. RefSeq lists its product as uncharacterized. NCBI's taxonomy places the organism in Eukaryota, Metazoa, Arthropoda, Insecta, Diptera, Muscidae. Bases 1 to 864 code for a protein of 287 amino acids. The transcript has 2 exons. The record is from RefSeq and is a predicted model, not a curated record.